Molecule: messenger RNA, 9242 nt
Organism: Myxocyprinus asiaticus (Chinese sucker)
Lineage: Eukaryota; Metazoa; Chordata; Actinopteri; Cypriniformes; Catostomidae
Gene: atrx
Product: ATRX chromatin remodeler
Exons: 35
Coding region: 154-6291 (2045 amino acids)
Cellular component (GO): nucleus
Molecular function (GO): ATP-dependent chromatin remodeler activity; ATP hydrolysis activity; ATP binding
Source: RefSeq, a predicted model, not a curated record
AUCCGGCAAGAUGGCGCUUUCGCUUUGUCUGUUCUGAUCGUCUUAAAAACAGUACUUUGCUUUAUUAAACAUAAAACGAACCGGUUCGGAUGAAUAAAACACCUUUGCACGCGGCGUCAAGCUGGCACAAAAUUUCACGCAUCUGCGCGUGAAAUGAGCACAGAGAUCUUAAGGUCCAGAAAGCUGAACACACUGGUGACUAAACUUCAUGAGUUCUUGGGACAUUCUCCAGAAGACGAAAGCUUUGAAUCACACGUUGAUGAGACUUCCAGUGGUAAAAUGGCCACUAAUGACUUAAACAUCCCAGAUGACAAAAUGAAUGAGCCUGGUUGCUCCUCAGAAAUGACCAAGCCCUCAUCUUCAAGGUCAAAAAGAAAACCUUCUAUUGUGACCAAACAUACAGCCAUCGAUGAAUCGGAGUGUGCUAAUGAAAGAGGAGGUGAAAACUGCAUGGGAGAUGACAGCAUGCAGAGCGGUUUGGAUAUUAGCAAGCUGCCACAAGGCACAGUGGUGGUUAAGCCAGAACCGGUUUCUAAUGAAACUAAAGAUGAAUUCAAAGGUCCGGAAUUCCGUAACAGAGGAUCAAGUAAAAACAAAGAGGAAUGUACACGGAAACGUCCUGAUGAAAAACUCCAGGAGAUUUUUAAUUGCACGGCAUGUGGACAGCAAGUAAAUCAUUUUCAGAAGGAUUCCAUCUUCCAGCAUCCUGCACUGCAUGUUCUGAUCUGCAAGUCAUGUUUCAGAUAUUAUAUGAGUGACGAUAUUGGCAAGGAUGAAGAUGGCAUGGAUGAACAGUGCAGGUGGUGUGCAGAGGGAGGCAAUCUGAUUUGCUGUGACUACUGCAGCAAUGCCUUCUGCAAAACAUGCAUUCUACGCAACCUUGGACGAAAAGAACUGUCUGAAAUUAUGAAUGAGGAAAGCAAAUGGCAUUGCUACAUGUGCAGCCCAGAGCCCCUGCAAGGCUUGGUAAAAACCUGUGAAAAAGUUUUGCUUAGUCUGGAAUCAUCUUCUAGAAAGCCCAGGGGAGACAAUGACAAAUCAAAACGUGAAGAUCGCAAACACAAGCAUGGCAAACGAGAACGAACAGCUGUAAAUGGACAGGAUCAUUCCUCUGAUGGAGCAGGCAUGUUAGCCUUUUCAUAUAAGACGAUGACUGUUCCAAAGGAACUAGUCAAAAAGACCAAAAAACUUAUCGAGACCACUAACGGAUUGAAUCGUACUUUCGUACAGUUCCUCCAGCAGAUGUCACCAGGCCGUGAAGUUAGUGCGGUAAGUUAUAGACAUUUAAAGGCCUUCAAAUCAGUUUUGGCUGAUCUGAAGAAGGCCCACGCAGCUUUGGAGGAGUCACUGGAAAUGGAAUUUGAAUCGAAAGGACUCGAGUUUCAGAAUGGAGAGGAGCAAAGACAACCUGACAGUCAGACUGCAGAUAAUACAGCUGUCAACUCCCACCAGACUGACACUCACAGUGGAAGGGAAGAUGGUUUGGAUUGCACUACUAAUGACUUAAAUCCUCUGGUAGAAGAGGAUACCCAUGAAGACAGUAAUUCAGCUGAUAUUGAAAUGGAGAGCCUUCCUCUCUCACCAGAAAAAGCUCAGGACCAGUCUGAAGAAAGUGAAGCCAAAGAGCAGGAUAUAGCCGAUAUUCCUGACAAUGAGGAUAUCUCCAUUCCAGUUGGUGAAGCUUCUCUUGAUAAAGAUAUUGUGUCUGUACCACCUUCUGUCCCGGAGGAACUCUUUGAGAUGGUCGAGAGUCUUGCUUUCAAGAAAGAAGACGAAAGCAACUCUACUGAGCCCAGCGACGAAAAGUUGACAUCCGAUGCUAAGUGUGUGGAGUCUAGUAGGAGUCUUUCAAAACUGGGUAAAAAGCUUAUAGUCAAGCUGACACCGGUUCCUCUUAAAAUUACCAUAAAACGAGAUAAAAGCAAAGAACAGUCACCUUCCGAAGACGUGGAUGGGGACGUAUCGCCAAAGGAGGGUCCAGACAGUAGACGCUCACCCAGGAUGAAGACCACUCCCUUACGCAAAUCGCCCGAGGCAAAGAGAAAGCGUAAAUCGAGGUUGUCAGCAGCAAAAGAAGAACGCACCAGCACAGUAGAGGAGCAGUGCGAUUCUGACUCGGAUGAAGUCCCUGCGGUCCUUCAGACAACUGUUUUGAAGGCCAGCUCGGCUGAAAGUGAGCCAGAAAACAAUGGGAAUGCUUCAGGCAAAGGUAGCAAGAAGAAGAGGUUAGCUUCCUGCUCUACUGAUAAACCAGCAAAGCGUAAACUCAUCAAGGGGUCCUCUGAUUCAGAACAGAGUGACCAGUCCUCAAAAGCAAAGAAAAGGAACUGCAAAAAAAAGAAGGGGAGGGAGUCGGACUCCUCAAACCAUGACUCCGAUCUUGAGAAGCAGAUAAAGAACCUGAGCAAGCUUGGUAGUGGGAAAAAAAUGACCAAAGGCGUCAAAAAGGAAGCGAAUGAAUGCAGUAAAAUGGCCAAGAAAGGCCCUAAAAAGUCAUUUGAACGGGUACGCAAGUCACAAAAAGAAAAGGCAAAAACCAAGGAUGAGUCUUCCUCCAGUGAAGAAGAGGAGGUGGAACAGGCUGCCAACUCUGGAGAAGACAGUGAUCAGCAGAAGAUUAAACCUAUACUUGAGUCAGUUAUGGCUAGCAUUGAUGGUUUCCAUCAGUCAUCAGGUGAUGAGGUUGAAUUAAAGGCUGUGUCCUCACAGAUGGUGGAUGAUGAUGAUGACCCUGAGAAUAGAAUUGCCAAAAGGAUGCUGCUUGCUCAGAUUAAAGCCAACUAUUCAUCUGGAGCUGAGAGUUCAUCAGAAGAUGAAAAUGCUGACAAAGAGGAAAAGCCAAAGAAAGGAAAGGACGAUUCUAAGGAGCAAGACGAAAGUGAGGAAGACGAGGAAACGUCAGACUCCGGCUCGGAUGUAGAUGUGAAGAAGGGUAGACGUAGUCACCGUUUGUUGCGUAAGAAGCUGACACUAAGUGAGGGUGACUCUGAUGAUGAGACACCGGUCAAGAGCAAGAAAGAAACUAAGAAGAAAGGGAGACGGAAAGUGGACAGUGACGACUCGGCAGACUCUGACUUCAAGCAGUCUGACUCGGCCUCGAGUGAUGCUUCAGCGCUCAGUGAGUCUGUGAGUGCAGAUGAGGAUGAAGAAAAGAGCAAUAAACGCAAAACACGAUCGUCCAAAAAAGCCAGCAAGGACAAAGAGAGAAGUUACCGGAAAGAAAAGAAAAAACGACGGCGUAUUAAGAUUCAGGACUCAUCGUCCAGUGGCAAGAGUGGAGAAGAAGGGGAUGGAGAUGGGGAAGACGAUGAUGAAAAAGGAACGCCCAAAAAUCGCAAGAAGAUACGCAGGAUCAUUAAAGAUGACAAUCUGCGGACAGAGACCAGAGAUGCACUGAAGGAAGAGGAGGAGAGGAGGAAACGUAUCGCUGAGAGGGAGCGGUUAAGAGAGAAACUACGAGAGACCAUUGUGGUGGAGGAGUCCUCACAAGUUACCUGUCCCAUCACUACAAAGCUGGUGCUCGAUGAAGAUGAGGAGACCAAAGAGCCACUGGUGCAGGUUCACAGGAACCUGGUAACCAAACUCAAACCCCACCAGGUGGAUGGUGUGCAGUUCAUGUGGGACUGCUGCUGUGAGUCAGUGGCGAAGGUAGAGAAGUCAUCUGGCUCCGGCUGCAUUCUGGCCCAUUGCAUGGGUCUGGGCAAAACCCUCCAGGUGGUGACGUUUCUCCACACUGUGCUGCUGUGUGAGAAGCUGAACUUCUGCACAGCUUUAGUGGUUUGUCCGCUGAACACUGUACUCAACUGGCUUAAUGAGUUUGAAAAGUGGCAGGAGGGCCUGAAGGACGAGGAGAGUUUAGAGGUGACAGAGCUGGCCACAGUAAAGAGACCUCAAGAGAGAGCGUACGCUUUGCAGCGCUGGCAGGAAGAUGGUGGCGUCAUGAUCAUAGGCUAUGAGAUGUACCGAAACCUCACGCAAGGCCGAAACAUCAAGAGCAAGAAGCUGAAAGAAACCUUUCAGAAAACUUUAGUGGAUCCAGGUCCAGAUUUUGUGAUUUGUGAUGAGGGUCACGUGUUGAAGAACGAAGCGUCUGCUGUUUCCAAAGCCAUGAACUCCAUCAGGACGCGACGGCGAGUGGUGCUGACAGGAACUCCACUGCAGAACAACCUCAUAGAGUAUCACUGUAUGGUGAACUUCAUCAAGGAGAAUCUUCUGGGUUCAGUGAAGGAGUUCAGAAACCGCUUCAUCAACCCCAUUCAGAACGGCCAGUGUGCUGACUCGACGCUCACUGAUGUCCGUGUCAUGAAGAAACGUGCACACAUCCUCUACGAGAUGCUGGCAGGAUGUGUCCAAAGAAGGGACUACACUGCACUCACAAAAUUCCUGCCUCCCAAACACGAGUAUGUGUUAGCAGUACGGUUAACACCCAUCCAGUGCAAGCUUUAUCGAUACUAUCUAGAGCACUUUACAGGUGUGGGUUCUGCCUUGGAAGGUGGAAGAGGCCGUGCGGGGACCAAACUCUUCCAGGAUUUCCAGAUGCUUAGCAGAAUCUGGACCCAUCCGUGGUGCCUCCAGCUGGACUAUAUCAGUAAAGAAAACAAGGGCUACUUUGAUGAGGACAGUAUGGAGGAGUUCAUUGCCUCAGAAACAGAGGAGUCCUCUAUGAGUUUGACCUCUGAAGAUGAAAAGCCCAAAAGGAAGAAGAAAAGAGGCAAAGGAAAAGAGCAGAGUUCAGACAAGUCUGACAGUGAAGACCUGGAAGUGAUCAAAGAGUGGAACACCAGCUCUCGAGGAGGAAACCCUGAGGGAAGGAACCGAGCAGAACCUGUGGAGGAGGUUCGGGCCACGUCAAGCUCAGGUCCUGGCAGUCCGUCACCAGACUGGUAUAAAGAGUUUGUGACUGAGGCUGAUUCUGAGGUGCUGGAGCAUUCUGCAAAAAUUUCGCUUCUGUUUGAGAUUCUUCGCAUGGCUGAGGACUUGGAAGAAAAAGUGUUGGUGUUCAGUCAGUCUCUCAUUUCUCUGGACCUCAUUGAAGAUUUUCUGGAGUUGGCAGGCCGAGCCAAAGAGGAAGGAAAACCUUCGCCGUACAAAGGUGAUGGCAAGUGGUUCAGAAAUAUUGACUACUACCGUCUGGAUGGUUCCACCAAUGCCAUAACCAGGAAGAAAUGGGCUGAAGAGUUCAAUGACACCAGUAAUGUUCGGGGUCGAUUGUUCCUCAUUUCAACCAGAGCUGGUUCUCUCGGGAUCAACUUGGUGGCUGCAAACAGGGUCAUAAUUUUCGAUGCCUCUUGGAACCCAUCCUAUGACAUUCAGAGUAUUUUCAGGGUCUAUCGCUUCGGUCAAGUAAAGACUGUGUUUGUCUACAGGUUUUUGGCUCAGGGAACCAUGGAGGAGAAGAUCUAUGACCGACAGAUCGCCAAACAGUCACUGUCUUUCCGAGUUGUAGAUCAGCAGCAAAUUGAACGUCACUUUACGAUGAAUGAACUUACAGAGCUCUACACGUUUGAGCCUGACCAGCUAGACGAUCCCUCUGAGAAGAAGAGCAAGAGGGCCACUCCCAUGCUGCCCAAGGAUCCUGUCUUGGCCGAAUUGCUACAUAGUUUCAAAGAUCAAAUCGUCGGCUACCACGAGCAUGACUCCUUGCUGGACCACAAGGAGGAAGAGGCGCUGAGUGAGGAAGAUCGCAAAGCAGCCUGGGCUGAAUACGAGGCGGAGAAGAAGGGUCUGACCAUGCGUGUCAACCAGCCGUCGUAUUCUCAAAUGGGCAUGGGAAUGGCACCGAGCAACUACUUCCCCUUCAACGUGGCUGCCUUGGCCUCAAUGUCCAACCAACAGCUGGAGGAUUUGAUCAAUCAGGGCAGGCAGAAGGUGUUGGAGGCCACGAGCGCUCUGAAGUCGGUGCCCAGGGAGUCUCUGGAGGACAUCCUCGGGCAGGUGUGGAAGGAGAACCCGAGUCUACUGGAGGCGCAGAUUCAGUCCAUGGCUCUUGGGAGGCAGGCCGGCCAAGAGAUGGAAAUCAGUCGCAGGGAGGCCAUUUACCGUGAUGUCCUCAGCAAACAACAAACUCUGAUGAUGUACGUGCAGAAGGUGAUCACCAACCGUAAGGUCCAGGAGCAGCAGAUGGCCAUGGCUAGACAGGGUCUACUGUUGAACCAGCUGGCCAUGCAGAACAGCCUCGGAGGUCCCAUGAAUCAAAUGGAUCUGCUCGGGUUGUACCAGCAGCUCGGGGCACUCCAAGGCCUUCCCUCCUCUCAGAUGGGCAAGAACCCCGGCCCAUCUAAGGGCCUUUAGAUGCCUCUGUUUGACCUACUGCCCCUCGGUGUUCCCAAGGCUGGACUGAGAUGGCCAGAACACCUGCAAGAGGGGAUCCUGGGACUUUGUGAAAAGGGGUUUUUAGCAGUGCAGUUUAUGUAUAUAGCCUUAAUGUUAUUCAAGUUUAAUUCUUCUUUUUUCUGACGUAUUUUAUUUAAGAUUAAAGAAGAUGAAUCCCCAAAUGCUUUUAGGCAUUGCAGGUUUUUUUCCCCUUGAAUAAGGGCUGUGCAUAUAUAAAUAAUUAUAUUGCAAGGAAAACAGCGUGAUUGAAGAGGGACCAUAGUGUUACACCGUAGAGAUUUCUGUUCUAUAACUGUCGAGAAGAUUUCGCCCCAGUAAACACUCUCUGUGUUAAUAGUAGUGGAUUGUCAUCGGUGUUGUGAUUAGCCAGUGCUCCAGAGACACUGCGACAGACACCUUAAAAACGUAACGUCAAGUUAAAUGGCCUUAUAUCAUGCAGCUAGAUCUCCUCUGACGUUUUAAAACCCCUUUUCUAUUCUUCUUUUAGGUAUUUAAACUCGUCGUUGCUUUUCAUGCUAUGGAAUGUCUGUGUUGUUUAAACUGCUUGCUGAAUUCCUCUGGACUUUUGUAACAUCAAAUUUCUCGUUGUAUUGUUGCCUAGCAUAUUGUUGUGAGUACUGUUUUUUUUUUUUUUUCCUGUUCUUUUUGCUUUGGUUCGUUUCCCCACUCACGUUGGGUUCACGCCUGAGCCGGUGUCUGGCAACGGGAGUUUGGUACAUGUUUGUGCAGUUUAACUGGGGUUCAGCCUGUUCUAAUCUGAUAGUGCUCACCUUUCCCUAUCAGGUUGGUGCUCGGGUUGUAUCUUUUUUUUUUUUUUUUUUUUUUUUUUUUUUUGGGCACAUCUCCGCUUCGAAUGCUAAACUUGAUGUUUUUCAUUGGCAGCCAUAAGCUCUUUGAUAUACACAGGAGGUCAUUCGGAAAUGUAUAGGAACUUUUUUCCCUUCUGAAAAUGUUCUUAAGUUAGUAUAUAAACUUCUGCCAUUAAUAAAUUCUGCUACUUAGUAUUUAAUAUUACAUUUAAAUAAAGUGACCAAAAGAUCAGCUACAUGCAGUACUUGUUUGUUGGUGUUUUCUCAAGGUAUCCAAGUAUGUUUUUUUUUGUUGUUUUUUUUUUGGUUUUUGUAUUUCAUGGGGGAAAAAGCUACUUUUUGGCUUUGUAUUAGGAUAUUUGGAUCUUUUCUUGUACAUGUUAAGAUGUGCCACACCCAUCCCAUGAUGCAGCAGUGCAGUGUACACUCUGAGGUCUCCGAAUGAACCAAAAUUAUUAAUUUCUCCUAUGCUGACUUGAUUCAAAUACUGAUACUAGUAAGUUAAUUCAGUUAGAAAUCAUAUUGUAUACUUCUUGCUUUUAAUAAAUGUUUCAGGUCCCAUGUUCCGCAACUCAUUAGUGCAUGUUAUUCCUAAGAAGGAAAAUGCUUGUCUUGGUAACCUCUAAAAUGACAGUCACCUAGGCCCUGUUAAGAUGCGUGGGUGAUCCGAUCUCAAGUAGAAAGGCGAGAGACUUCACCUUUUAAACCUGGUCAUAAUAUGUCACUUUUGACCACUUGUGAUUUGAGGGGAGGGUGUGUGAUUUAUUAUUUUUGAAGCUCUUGUUCAAACGUUUAAGCAAUUUACAUUUUGAUCCCAAUGUGGUCGCAUGCUUUUUUUUGACCACCUCCGAAUGUGGUUGAAGUGGACAAAUCUCAAACCAUUUUAGGCCCAGUUUACAGCUGUUCAGCCUCAGUCUCAUUUCAAUCAGAUCGCUGAACUCUUUUUAAUAGUUUAAAAUGUAAAACAUUUAAAGCUGAAGUGUAAUUUCUGAAAAACUAAACUUUUGUUUACAAACAUCUUCCUUGGGGGCCUGGGUAGCUCAGCGAGUAUUGAUGUUGACUACCACACCUGGAGUCGUGAGUUCGAAUCCAGGGCGUGCUGAGUGACUCCAGCCAGGUCUCCUAAGCAACCAAAUCAGCCCAGUUGCUAGGGUGGGUAGAGUCACGUUGGGUUAACCUCCUUGUGGUCACUAUAAUGUGGUUCUCGCUCUCGGUGGGGCGCGUGUUGAGUUGUGUGUGAAUGCCGAAUAGAAUAGUGUGAAGCCUUCGCAUGUGCUACGUCUCCACGGUAAUGCGCUCAAUAAGCCACGUGAUAAGUUGCGGAGGCAACAGAGAUUUGCCAUCCGCCACCCGGAUUGAGGCGAGUCACUACACCACCAUGAGGACUAAGAGCGCAUUGGGAAUUGGGCAUUCCAAAUUGGGGAGAAAAGGAGAGAAAAAAAAAACCCAGCUUCCUGAAUACACACCCGUCUGCUGUUGAUUGAACAGAUAGUUCCGCCCCCAACUCACACCAUUGGUUGAGUCAAUGUUAUUGUGUCCGUAUGGACGUGUCGCUCAAACAGAAAUUUUUAUAGCACCACAGAGACAGUGGUUACAAUUUUCAAGAAAACUGACCUACAAAUGGCUUACAGUUGUUUAUAUUAAGCUGGGUAAAGAGAGAGCAUUUUAGCACAGUAAAAGUUACGCACUUCGGCUUUAACCAAUAGCCAAAUAGCUAUUUAGGCAUUAUUUUUAAGCGUUUUCAGACCUGUAGAUUUGUUUUAUUUGUUCCGAAACAGGGGUUAAAAUUGUAACAAUGUUGCACUUUCUUGGUUUGGUUCACUUUCACAGGGCAACAUUUCAAAAGGACCAAAUUUUUGUAAAUAAAAGUCACAUAUGAGCAAACUGUUCACUCAUUGGUCAGAAUGUUUGUGUAACUCAUACAUCAAUAUACCUGUUAAAAUGAUACACCUGUAAAAAUUUGUCAGCCUGUACAAAUGUUUGGGUAUCGUUUAUGUCAGUUAUGCAAAACGUUGGCACAUAGUACAGAAUGUACAUUCAAGUUAGAGGUGGCGCGGCAAAUAAACAUCUGUCACUCGGAUGGAGUUGUAAAAUUAAAAA